Molecule: messenger RNA, 492 nt
Organism: Callorhinchus milii (elephant shark)
Lineage: Eukaryota; Metazoa; Chordata; Chondrichthyes; Chimaeriformes; Callorhinchidae
Gene: spcs1
Product: signal peptidase complex subunit 1
Exons: 5
Coding region: 122-421 (99 amino acids)
Biological process (GO): protein targeting to ER
Cellular component (GO): signal peptidase complex; endoplasmic reticulum membrane
Source: RefSeq, a predicted model, not a curated record
GCACAGGGGCUUUGAUACGGCCUCGUCCCAGCGCAGGCGCCGAGCGGAAGCCAUUGUCAGUCAGUGACCCACAGGCCGGAGCCGAGGGGAGCGGUGGUCAGUGUCCCACAGGCCGGGAGACAUGUUUCCUUUCCUCAAGGCCGUGGCCACCCACAUGGACUACAAGGGUCAACAAUCAGCAGAGCAAACCUUCCAACGUGUGAUUGUAGCAGCUGCGGUAAUUGGCUUCAUUUAUGGCUACAUUGUCGAACAGUUUGGAUGGACGGUUUACAUUGUGUUGGCCGGUUUUGCAAUUUCAUGCUUGCUGACUCUCCCCCCGUGGCCGAUGUAUCGUAAGAACCCUCUGAAUUGGCAGCCAGAGCAAGAGGUAGAAGACAAGAAGCAAACUGAGAGCGUUAAGAAAUCAAAAAAACACAAAUAAGACACCACAAAUUAUCUGUAUACUCUGACAUUUACCUUAUUCAUGAAUAAUAAAGAUUAUUGAAUGAGAAA